Messenger RNA from Iphiclides podalirius (scarce swallowtail), 1674 nucleotides. The record is from the annotation of a GenBank genome assembly. NCBI's taxonomy places the organism in Eukaryota, Metazoa, Arthropoda, Insecta, Lepidoptera, Papilionidae.
AUGUGGCAGAAUAAUAAAGUUUACUCAAUCGAACCGAGAGUUUAUCCGCAACUAUCCGCUUUGCUGCCCAGCAUGUAUGAAGACAAAAUCCGCACCGCAAGAAAAGAUAAAAAUAAACUAUUGCUCUCCAUGGACGAAAGUGCUCCAAUGGACGUACCGAAUAAUGGAAACACUGAGAAAAUCCCGAACGACAUUGAAGAGUUAACGGUCGAGCAUCUAGAUGACACUCUGGAUUGCGUCUUCAACGACCUGAGACAGGAGAGAUACUUAAUCCAACAUCAGGAAUUGAUGGGUAUGACGGUGACAUCAGGGAGCGUGGUGCUGAGCAAAGACGAGAAGAAUCUAAUAGGCAUCAGCAUAGGAGGUGGUGCACCCUUAUGCCCUUGCUUGUAUAUUGUGCAGAUCUUCGACAACACGCCAGCACAUAAGGACGGCACGUUGCAAAGUGGCGACGAAUUGGUGGGCGUCAACGGACAGACCGUUAAGGGGAAGACGAAAGUGGAAGUCGCCAAGAUGAUUCAGUCGGCCAAGGAUGAAGUGACGAUCAACUACAACAAGCUUCACGCGGACCCCAAACAGGGGAAAUCUCUGGACAUCAUCAUGAAGAAGAUGAAGCACCGGCUCGUCGAGAACAUGUCCUCUGGGACCGCUGACGCUCUGGGACUGUCCAGGGCCAUACUCUGCAACGACACUCUGGUCGCCAAACUCAACGAGAUGAGAGAGACUGAAAACACCUACAAGAGACUAGUGGAGAACGCUAAAAGAAUGCUGAAAUCGUACUUCGACCUUCUCCAAACGUACAAAUCGCUGGGAGACGUUUUCGCGGCCAUUGGCGUCAGGGAGCCUCAAGCCAGGGCCUCUGAAGCCUUCACCAAGUUCGGCCAUUACCACAGGGCUCUGGAGAGAGACGGCAUCAAAAUGCUAAAGACACUGAAACCGAUCCUAGCGGACAUGGGCACGUACCUGAACAAAGCGAUACCCGACACGAAGCUGACCAUAAGGAAGUACGCCGAUACAAAGUUCGAGUAUCUCUCCUACUGCCUCAAGGUCAAGGAGAUGGACGAUGAGGAGUACGGCUACAACGCCCUCCAGGAGCCAUUGUACCGAGUAGAGACGGGCAAUUACGAGUACAGGUUGAUCCUGAGAUGCCGCCAAGAGGCGAGGACCAGGUUCGCCAGGCUUCGCUCCGACGUGCUGGUGAAGCUGGAACUGCUGGACAACAAGAAGACCCAGGACGUGGCCUACCAGCUGAAGAGGUUCAUCCAGGGUCUUGCAGUAUACCACAGUGAAACAGUGGAGCAUCUGAAAGAGAACGCAUCACUAUUCCCGGUCGAGGUGGAUCUGUCGCAGAAUGCGUUUCAGUACAAAUCAACAACUCAACUCAUACAGGACGGCCAAGACGACGAGGAAUUGGAAUACGGCAAGGAGACUCGGGAGUACCAUGACGCUGAUGAGGAGGAGAGCGGGGCUGAAGAGAAACUGGCAGGCGAGACGGACCAGCUGCUGCCGAGCUUGUCAGGUGACAAGCUCGACGCGGACAGCAGCCUGUCACUGCUGACGGAACUAGGCCUGGCGGACGACUUUGGCGAGUUCCAGAAUGGCGGAAAAGCGGCGGGGAGUGAUACGGUUGGCGAUGUCUUUGAUAGGCUAAUGUCGGAUCUGGAAAUUGGGAAA